This is a messenger RNA of Vespula vulgaris, 2432 nucleotides long. RefSeq names its product monocarboxylate transporter 9. Gene Ontology annotation, biological process: transmembrane transport; monocarboxylic acid transport. Bases 345 to 2114 code for a protein of 589 amino acids. Gene Ontology annotation, molecular function: monocarboxylic acid transmembrane transporter activity. The transcript has 9 exons. The record is from RefSeq and is a predicted model, not a curated record. NCBI's taxonomy places the organism in Eukaryota, Metazoa, Arthropoda, Insecta, Hymenoptera, Vespidae.
CUUGUCUCGUUUAGUCGUUGAAGUCUGUCUCAGAAAUCUGUCUUUCUCAUUAUCGUAAAACUCUUCCUGUGAAACGACCGCAACUAUAUUACACGAUACUGGACGUUAAAAGAAAAAAGAUAGAGAAAGAGAUAUAGAAAAGAAGAGACACAAAUAAUUUUGAAUUUGAAAUCGAAUGUUCGAAUAAUCACGUUAAAUAUUAUAACUUUUGCGAAGAAACAAUUAAAGAUAAUAAAAGCAAGUGUCAAUAAGUUUAUCGAGCCAUUGUGCUCAUAUUUCGUAAUUCGUAAGAGUGAAAUGACAAAUUGCUGACAACAGCAAAGAGGAACGGUAGAACAACAGAAAUGACGACUUUAACGACUAAUAACGUCGAAGAGAGAGAAAAAAAAGAUCGAAAUCUGACGGAAAUUGAUCAAGUUAUUUGUGAGGUGGACGAUGAUAUUACAUUGGAGGAUCUGGCACCGGACGGUGGUUGGGGGUGGAUGGUGGCUUUGGCGAUGAUCAUCGUUCUUGUGACGACACUCGGACCGGCUUCGUCUUUCGCCAUAAUUUUCGGUGAUUUUCUCGUGACUACUGGUCAGACUGGAACUGCCAUGACGCUCUUUAAUUCCGUCUUCAUGAUCACUUUCUCCAUCUCUAGUUUACUAACGAAUGCAUUAUUGAAGAAAUAUUCGAUGAGACCAGUUGGAAUCGCGGGUGCAAUGUUCUUCUCCAUACCAAACGUCGCAUUGGCAUUCGUUAAUAAUGUCUACGAAAUGGCAUUCAUAUUCUUUCUUCAAGGGAUUGGAAUAGGUCUUCUUAUUACGAUAUGUAACACGAAUUUCAACGCUUAUUUCGUGAAGAAACGUACCCGAGUAAUGAGCCUGGCUCAAACGAUCACCGGUAUGGGUGGCAUCGCUUAUCCCAUUUGUAUUGAAAAAAUGAUGUCAAUGUACGGUUUUCGAGGAACCGCGGCGUUGACAGGUGCUUUCAGUUUGAAUUGCAUCGCCGGUAUGACGAUGAUGCAUCCGGUCGAGUGGCAUGCCAGAGAUCCGGCAGAGGUUCGUGCAGAGAGAAUUCGCGAGGCUGACGAGAGAAAAUCGAAAGAACUCGCUAUAUCGAAGCGACGUUCGACCAUUCAUGUCUAUCAAGAGUCUGCAUCGACCAGGAGAUGUAGUUUACGUAGUUUAAAGGAUGAGAGUUCCAACGAGGUUCCUCUGCUAAUCGAUUCUUACAAGACUCAUGCAAAGAAAGUCGCAUCGAUUUCCGAGCUUGAAAGUCCUCGUUUGAGAUCGUCGUCCUUGUCGGCACGGGAAGCUUUGACUAGAAAAUUCUCUGCCCUCUCGGCAUCGAGCUUGACAAACUUGGCGAGUGGUGUCGGGGCUUUUACAGAUAUCAGACACAAUCGUUUGGAUAAAAUCACCAAGGUGGCCGAUCAAAAGAAAGGAGACCAACACGAAGAAGUUCAGGGAUUAACAAUGUCUAAUAUGUUAUCCGAACUUUUGGAGAUGUCUCUGAUAAAAGAUCGCUCGUUUUUGAACCUAUGUUUCGGCAUCAGUUUCGUUUUUACGAGCGAUUUUACGUUUAGUUCACUACUGCCAUUAAUGUUGACCAAUUAUGGAUAUGAUACAAGCGAUGCUGCUUUGGCUGUUAUGGUUGGUGCUACAGCCGAAUUGAUUUCAAGAAUUUUACUUGCUAUUUUCACCGUUUUCGUCAAUGUCAAAGCCCGAUACUUGUUUUUCUUUGCCAUGAUUGCAAUGUCGUUCGCUAAAGCAGGAUUUUUAAUUUUCGAAAAUACCUUGAUGGGCGCAUUAGUAAUGAACGCAGCGAUUGGAAUGGUUCGUUCUUGGCUUCUAGUUCCUCAACCGUUAGUUAUCAUAGAGGAUAUUAGCAUCGACAAAUUUGCAUCUGCUUAUGGUAUUUUUGCGGUUGUCAACGGUAUCGUCUCGAUUUUUGUAGGUCCCUUUAUCGGGUUUGUUAAGGAUUGGACCGACAGCUACCGAGUUUGUCAAUACGCUAUGUUAGGAAUGAAUUCCAUUUUCGUCAUUCCAUGGGCUUUGCAGUUUAUUUUCGUAGAUCUUUUAAAAUGGAGGAAGGAGCGACGAAACAAAAUUGUAUCAUCCUCCCUUAAAUAACUCAAAUGGAGAGAGAUGGAGAAAGUAAUUAGUAUAAAUAUUCAAUACUAUAAGUGUACAGAAACUGAAGGCAGUGAACACGAUAAUGAUAAAUGUGUCAACGUUCUCUAGAAACAAGAAAUAAUUAUACUCUCUAUCGAUUAUAUUACAUCAAUUAUAUAUUAUACCAAUAAUUUUAUAUGACGAUUCGAAUCAAUCGUUCAUUUAUACAUACUUCGUGAUAGAACGUUUAUCUUAUUCCUAGCUUAUUUCUUAUCUUGCAUUUCUCCUGAUUGCACAGUGAAUGCAAAUCUUAUUACACUUUCAUGAAAACGAAAU